Molecule: messenger RNA, 2072 nt
Organism: Gossypium raimondii (Peruvian cotton)
Lineage: Eukaryota; Viridiplantae; Streptophyta; Magnoliopsida; Malvales; Malvaceae
Product: PHD finger protein MALE STERILITY 1
Exons: 3
Coding region: 1-1968 (655 amino acids)
Source: RefSeq, a predicted model, not a curated record
AUGUCAUCAUAUUUGGAUUUGGGUGGUUGUAGGAAGAGAAGAAGAGGAGGAGAAAAGGUUUUCAAGUUCAAAACCUUUGGUGAGAAUGGUUGUCCAGUUGAGUUUGAUGGGUCAUUUAGGGAUAAUGUCAAAGCACUUGUUGAAUAUGGGCAUUUAGAGGUUAAUCUCUGCGGCAAUGGGGUUUUUAGCUGGUCUUUUCAGCUUGAAGUCCAUCGUCAUCCUCCUUUGCAUGUAGUGUUGUUUAUUGUUGAAGAACAAAUCCAGGCAUCUUCAUCAUCAUCUAUCAACCUUCAUUGCAAGCAUUGUCAAUAUGUUGGCUGGGGGCACCAUAUGAUGUGCAAUAAGAAGUAUCAUUUUCUGCUACCAUCUAAAGACACUGUAGCUGCUUGUUUCAACUGUGAUGAAACCAGCUUUGAUGACCCAAAUCCAGAGAAGGGUAAGUUCAAUUUAGUGGAAUUAAAAGGCCAUAUAAUGCAUGGUGUGUUUCAUUCUAAUGGAUUUGGGCAUUUACUAUGUGUCAAUGGCAUGGAGAUGGGUUCGGAUCAAUUGGCUGGAUAUCAGAUUAUGGAAUUCUGGGAUCGUUUAUGUACUGGUUUGCAAGCCAGGAAAGUGAGUUUAAAUGAUUCCUCAAAGAAACGAGGUAUGGAAUUGAGGUUGCUUUAUGGAGUAGCAUAUGGUCAUCCCUGGUUCGGUCGUUGGGGAUACAAAUUCGGACGAGGAUGUUAUGGCAUAAACCAACCGAUUUAUCAAAAAGCCAUUGAAGCAAUCCAGGGGAUACCUUUGUGCUUGCUAAAUCAUCAUCUCAGCAUUUCAAAUAAUGACAUUUCAGUCAUUUUCUCUAGGUAUCAAGCAUUGUCUGACCAUUCCAUGGUGACCCUCGGCGACCUGUUUCAUUUCAUGUUGGAGUUGAGGUCAAGACUUCCGAAAGAAAAUUCGAUUGAUUCAUGUAACCCUGCAACAGUAGAGACUAACUGCCGAUGGUCACCGAAGAGAGUUGAAGCGGCCACUCGGGUCAUCGUUGAAGCUCUAAAAAACGCCGAGUUCAGGUGGGUUUCGAGGCAAGAAGUAAGGGAUGCUGCAAGAGCUUAUAUUGGUGACACAGGGUUGCUAGAUUUUGUUCUCAAAUCACUUGGGAAUCACAUAGUGGGGAACUACUUGGUUCGUCGUUGCUUAAAUCCAGUAACUAAAGUGCUAGAAUAUUGCUUGGAAGAUAUUUCCACUGUGUUUCCCAACUCGGAAGCCCUCAUUAUAAACAAUUCAAAAGCAAAGCCUAGAUGUAAGAUCACAAAGGUUCAACUAAUGAAGGACAUUGCAUAUUUAUACAAGCAUAUCCUGAAAGAUCAAAAGCCAACAUUGAGUACAGGGGUUUUUUCAGCAAUACCAAUGGCAACCCGGAUAAUUCUCGACACUAAAUUCCUUGUCAAAGAAUAUACGGAAGAGCUUUCCAUGAAGGGCAACUCAAACUGCUCGAAUGGGAAAACAUUCAAGCUCUUGUGUACAGUUAUAUCGAAAAGUGAUGAGAUAGAUGAAGAGUUGAAGAAGCCGUUGCCCCCAUACGAGUCUGUAUGCUUAAAAGAAAACGCUACGUUUGAUGAACUCAAACAAGAGGUGCAGAAGAAUUUCAGGGAAGUGUAUUGGAGGCUGAGGAGUUUCGUUGUGGAAACAAUAGUGAAUUUGAGUGUGAAAGGAUUGGAUUUGGUGAUGGGGUCAGUCGAAAUGGGUCAGAAACUUGUUUUCAUUGGCAGCAACGAAGAUCAGAUAGGGAUGGACGACGGAGGUGGGUCAGGGAUUGUGGAUUGCCUUUGUGGAGCUAAAGAGGAUGAUGGUGAAAGGUUGAUAUCGUGUGAUAUUUGUGAAGUUUGGCAACAUACAAGGUGUGUUAGGAUUCCAAAUAAUGAAGAAAUCCCACAUGUUUUCCUCUGCAAACAAUGUGAGGAAAAGAUUGUGUUCUUGUCUUCUUUACCCUAAAAUUAACCAUACGGAUACAUGUUCCUUAAGAAUAGUUUAUGUAAGCUUUGUUAUCAUGCUUGGCUAAUGCCAAUGCCCCUUUAAAUAAUAUAAAAAAAUGGGUU